This is a messenger RNA of Mobula hypostoma (lesser devil ray), 2762 nucleotides long. RefSeq names its product galactokinase 2 (gene galk2). Gene Ontology annotation, biological process: galactose metabolic process; carbohydrate phosphorylation. The record is from RefSeq and is a predicted model, not a curated record. Bases 121 to 1497 code for a protein of 458 amino acids. NCBI's taxonomy places the organism in Eukaryota, Metazoa, Chordata, Chondrichthyes, Myliobatiformes, Myliobatidae. The transcript has 10 exons. Gene Ontology annotation, cellular component: cytoplasm; cytosol. Gene Ontology annotation, molecular function: galactokinase activity; ATP binding.
AUCCGUGGUGAGCGGAACUGGGAGGCUGGAGUUGAUACCAAGGUAGGGCGCCUGCUCACUCCCAGCAGUAGAAGGAACAAGCAAAGGAGGGGAAAUUAACGCCCACCCUGAGCAAGAGGGAUGGCGGACUGCGCAGCGCCGCCGCAGCAGUUGGUACAAGUGUCAGAAAGUGAAAGGUUUACAAAAUUAAAGGAAGCCUUUAUUUCAAAAUAUGGCAUGCCACCUGCAUUUUAUGCACGAGCUCCUGGUCGAGUCAACUUAAUUGGUGAACACAUUGAUUACUGUGGCUAUGCUGUGCUUCCAAUGGCUUUAGAACAAGAUAUCUUGGCAGCUGUCACCCCUACACAAACAAAUAUCAUUCAGCUGGCAAACACUAACCCUCUGUACCUGGAUUAUAACGUUCAUAUAAAUAACAUCCACAUUGAUAAGACUAAACCUCUUUGGCAAUACUACUUUCUUUGUGGAUUUAAAGGAAUUCAGGAACAUUUCAACCUUCCAGUGUCUACUGGAAUCAACUGUAUGAUUGAUGGCACAAUCCCAGCCAGCUCGGGACUUUCCAGCUCCAGUGCACUGGUUUGUUGUGCAGGUCUCAUCACCAUGAUAGCAAAUGGAAAGGUUCUGUCAAAGAUGGAACUUGCAGAAAUUUGUGCAAGAUGUGAGCACUACAUUGGAACUGAAGGUGGGGGUAUGGACCAAUCUAUUUCAUUCUUGGCAGAAAAGGGAAUGGCCAAGUUGAUUGAAUUCAACCCACUCCGUGCCACCAAUGUUAAGGUUCCAAAUGGAGCUGUUUUCGUGAUUGCAAACAGUUGCAAAGAAAUGAAUAAAGCUGCAACAGCUCAUUUUAAUAUCAGAGUUAUGGAGUGUCGCAUUGCUGCAAAGGUUCUAGCAAAAGCAAAAGGCCUUGAGUGGGAGAAACUUUUAAAAUUGGGAGACUUACAGCAGGAGCUUGGGAUUGAUCUGGAGACAAUGCUUUCAAUUGUGGAACAAGUGUUGCAUCCUGAACCUUACAGCAGGAUGGAAGUAUGCCAGUGCCUUGGGAUCAGCCAAAAGGAACUAUCCAACAUUCUUAGUCAGAAUACACAGGAUGUGGCAUCAUUUAAACUUUAUCAGCGUGCUAAGCAUGUUUACAGUGAAGCUCGGCGUGUCCUAGAGUUCAAGAGAGUUUGUGAUGAGACACCUGCAAAUGCGUUGCAACUGCUGGGAGACCUGAUGAAUCAGAGCCAUAUCAGCUGCAGGGAUAUGUAUGAAUGCAGCUGUCCAGAACUUGAUCAACUGGUGGACAUCUGUUUACAGUCUGGUGCCAUUGCCUCACGGCUGACUGGAGCAGGAUGGGGAGGCUGCACAGUGUCAUUGGUGCCCACUAACAAGUUGGAUGGCUUUCUGGUCAAGGUGCAAGAAGUCUAUUACAAAGUGAAUGGUCAAAGAACAGCUAAGCACACACAAGCUCUGUUUGCUACCCAGCCUGGAGGAGGAGCUGCAGUUUUUCAUGAGGUUUAAAUAAAGUCCCAGGAUGAGUAGAUGAGGUUCUCCCCUUUUUGUUUAUUAGGAUCAUUUAUUCAAAGAAAAAAAAUCAUUCUUGCAAGGAAAUAGAACUGAUCACAAUCUAAAUUUUUUUUCAGUCACCCUUUAAUUUGUCAUCAUACCAUUCCAGAAAAUGCUGUUUUUUGCAGCAAGAUAAUUAUUGGAACUUUUAGUGGUUUACUAGAGGCUAUAACAGAUUGUAUCUAAUGGUAAUUGAUGUGAGGAAGCUGCUCCAUACAGAUCAUUCCAGUAUCAGAAUCUCUUCAUGCUAGAGCAAAUUUGAUUUCCGCUGCUCAUCAGCUGUAUUCUAAUGACAAAGUAAAACAACCAUGAGAGGAAAGAAAUAUUGUUGUUCUUAAACAUAGGUAUACUGUGCCAGAUAUUUUUCUGAUCAAACAUUAGGACUAGAAUAUUUAGACAGCUUUCUGCCAACUUAAAAUGAAUUGGACAUGAAGAUAGGAAUCCAAGUCUCAUUUCAUCAAAAAAGUCUAUUAUCAAAUUUUGUUCAGUAGUUCUUGAAAUAUAAUACAUGCUAUUUUGGCUGCCUGGCCGUAAAAUUUGUAUACAGGGAGAAGUAAAAUAGAUAAGUUAUGAUGCAAGAUUAUUGUAGUUAUUAAAAAUCAGUACUUAUAGUUGGUUUCAUACCUACUGUAAAUCAAAGAUAACUUCUUCUGAAGACACUUGUACUGUAUGAUUCAUAAAAAUAAAUCAUUUUAUGUUUACAGAAUAGUUUUGGGAUGUGUUAGAUACAAAUAUAUUGUGGAUGUAGUGUAUUCUCUAUAUUAUAAUUGAAGCAUAAAAAUAAAUUUCAGUCCUAUAGCAAAAGCAUUAUAUAAAGAGAAUAUAUUGGUACAUUAAAUGAAUAUAAAUGUAAAAAACAUGAUCAUUGUUAACAGACAGAUAUCAGGCCUGUUGCAGCUUGCUUUUGCAGGUACUGUCUCAUCAGAAGUUUUUGAUUAAAGAUCAGAACAGAGGCAUUCUUUUAUUAUAAAUGGUGCUAGAUGUAUUCAUUACAUACAAUGAAUAAAUUAAUUCAUAAAUAGCAUCAAUGAAUGGAGAAGUUCAAUUAUAACUAUUAUUUAAUGCACACUUACUGAUUUGCUGGGGAUCAUCUUAUUUGCAUAUUCAAAUUUAUAUGCAUUUUUGGAGAGCUCUUUUUUCAACCUUACAUGAAAUAGAGAAACUGUUAUUUUUCUUGCCAUCAGAAGAAAUGUACAAGUUCUAUAAUAAAUUGAUAUUUA